AUGAACAUUGCCAAAAUGUGCCGUUUUUUGCACCUCACGAUUUUUCUUUAUAUAACCUUCUUCUCAUUUAACAUUUUUGCGCUUGAAUGUAAUCCCGGUAUAAAUAAACAACAGAAUGACGAAGCUGAUAAAUUUUGUGCCGGUAAAGAGGGUUCGGGUUAUGUGUGCGCAAAUACAGAUCCGGGUAAAAACACCUGCGUUUAUGCUUGUCAUUCAGAUACUGAUUGCAAAAUAAAGAAAUGUGACAAAACAACAGCUUUUGAUCGACCACAUUGGUUGUGUUCAUGUAACAAAUAUAGUGAAUGUUAUGGAAUAACAGGGUAUUGUAGUGGUGGACAUUGUCAUUAA
Messenger RNA from Funneliformis geosporum, 348 nucleotides. Lineage: Eukaryota; Fungi; Glomeromycota; Glomeromycetes; Glomerales; Glomeraceae. The record is from the annotation of a GenBank genome assembly.